Messenger RNA from Xenopus laevis (African clawed frog), 2151 nucleotides. RefSeq names its product protein Shroom2 (gene shroom2.S). The record is from RefSeq and is a predicted model, not a curated record. The transcript has 3 exons. NCBI's taxonomy places the organism in Eukaryota, Metazoa, Chordata, Amphibia, Anura, Pipidae. Bases 1264 to 1647 code for a protein of 127 amino acids.
AGUAAGCAGUAGUUGGGGGAAGGGAGGAAGCCAGCCUGCAGGAAAGCAACUCCUGUAGCCGCUUCUUUUUUUCUUUCUGGAAUUGUGCUUGCUUGUGCCUCCCAGCAAAUAGCAAUCAUCCAUCCCGGGCUGAGGAAAAAAAAACAAGUCUGGAGUUGGGGAAUGUAAAGCUUCAGUGCGAGGGCCGAGGGGGGUGAUCAGAGAGCAGAAAAGAGCCAGAACUGAUUAUUCAUUCAGGUUGGAAGCAGGAAGCAAGGGAGGCAGUGGCUCAGUCACCUCUAGCACUGCAACCAGGAGGUCGGCUCCUGCCUUCUACCAGGAAGGGGACACAAAAAGGAAUCGGGCACCUGCUGGGAAUUGCAGACGGGACCAUUGCCUUACUAUUGACAUUUGUCCUUUAAGUUUGCCCUAAGCAAAGUGCCCGAGGAGAUGAAGCAGGUCCCGUGUUGCAGAUUGGAUUUAUCUUAGUCUAUCACUGCCUGACUGCGGCCGUAGAGGGAUUUGUCUUUUAUGCUGGGCUGAUGGCGUUAGCCCCUUGGCACUGGGGCAAUGGUCAGCGCGUGGGAGUCCAUAGGAGGCCCUGGCUGAACUCCCCGUUCUCGCAUUUUGGAUUUGCUGCUUUUUUUUACUAGGGAAACAUUCUUAAAGUUCUUUUCCUUAGAACAAUUUGGCUUUGGGUAGUGUGUGGAAUAAAGGACAGGCACAUUCGAUAUGUCAGGAAAUUGAUAAUGGAAAGAGAAUUGUGUUUUUUUAGGCACUUGGAUCUUGUUCUUGCAGAAGGUGCAUGCUGGUCUUAGGCACCUGCAAUGUAUUACCUCCUCCCAGGGAUUUGUUCAUAGAAUCAUCUGCUGCUCUUGGACAGCACAGUGUUGGCUUGAGUGCACAUCUACCAGCAUGGAGAACCUGGAGCCAAGAGCUGGGCAGGAGAUGUUUUUACCUGAGGAUGCAAGAAUUCAUCAUGGUUUGUUGAAUCAAGGGCAGACAGUGGUGGAGAGGAAAGUAAUAGAAGGCUUUAGGCUGGUGGAUGUUAUUCUUACUGGAGGUGCUCCAUGGGGAUUUACUUUGAAAGGUGGCAAAGAACAUGGAGAGCCCCUUAUCAUUACCAAGCAAGAACUGAUUGACAGUAUCAGCAAGAAGCUGCAGGUCCUGUGAGAUGCAAAAGAAACCCUGUUAGAAGAUAUCCAGUGUAACAAUGCUUUGGGGGAGGAGGUGGAGAUCAUUGUGAAAGAGGUCUGCAAACCAAAUGAAUUUGACAAGUUCAGGAUGUUCAUUGGAGAUCUAGAGAAAAUCGUCAAUCUACUGCUGUCACUUUCUGGGCGACUUGCUCGAGUGGAAAAUGCUCUUAAUAACUUGGAUGAGACUGUAUCUCCUGAUGAACGGAAAACCUUGUUGCAAAAGAGGAAAUUGCUUACAAGGCAGCAUGAAGAUGCCAAGGAAUUAAAAGAGAACCUGGACCGGCGUGAGCGUACUGUUUAUGAUAUUUUGGCGACUUACCAUAAUGAGGGAAAUCUUGCCGAUUAUGACCACUUUGUGAAGAUGAAGUCAGCACUCAUCCUUGAGCAGCGAGAGCUUGAAGACAAAAUCAAGCUUGGAGAGGAGCAGCUCAAAUGUCUUACCGAAAGUCUUCCAUCUGAUCGGAUCAAGUAAUAAUGGGACAAGUUAACUGGCCAAAUGGGGACUCCUGUCUCUGCCUUUUAUUGUCUGAAUUUUCCUAUGUGCAAAUUAGUAGCAUUAUUCAUGUUUCUGGACUUUUCACAAAAUGGAAAUACUAAUCUCUAGCAAUACCUUUGGUUUGAUUGGAUUGUACGGCAUAUUUAAUUUUCUAAACAUUUUAUUGUACAUACUAUGCCCUUAAUUUUAGACUCUCUAAACAUUCCUGAUAGAAUUGGAAGUUAAACUAUAUAUAUUGCUUUCCUUCUGAUGGCGAGCUCUGUUACACUAUUGCAUGUCUAAAGGUCUUUCUGUUGCUGAUCCAUUUACAAACAUCCAGCGUGCUAAAACCCCAGCAGCCAUUAAAUCAUGUGACAAAGAAAUGUGAUCUUUUUAGAUUUGAUGUAUGCAAUGUUUAAAGGGGACCUGUCACCCUAAAAAAUAAUUUCAAAUUCUUUUCUAUCAUGUUAGUUGAGCAAAAUAAACUUUACUUACACUGUA